UGCGCAUGCCAUGCGUGCAUCUCCAGCUUCGAUAGAAUCAAUUCCAGUGUACAUAAUUUCAUGGACACGCUCUACCAUUUCUCGAAUUUAGCUAAAGUAUUGCAUGCUCAAGUAUCAAAAGCGUCCAUGUCCAGCAUGCUCUACCUUCUAGAGUGCCCUUCUAUGUGAGAUCAUGUUUUCCUCCCUUUUUGUAGUUUAAUCCCAAAUUCACGUCCCAACUGCUCUAUUUGUGGUAUUUGCAACCCUCGAGCCUUGUGCUUUGUUGUUCCCUUCCCAGACCAGUAGACAUGCUUCACGUUUUUCAGAAAAAACAAUGUGCUUACAUGAAAAAAUAUCUUGCAUCCCUCUAUGCCAAUUCCCUAGCGUGCUUUUGCAGAUUUCAAUAAAAUUAUCUGUUACUGAGCAUAAUAUCUCUUGCCCAUCUUUUACUGAAGUGAUUUUGUUCUUUAAAAUAGCGAUGUUAUAUCUGCGCGCUAAAGAUACCCUCCUCCCUUAGGAUUUGAAAAUAUUUGUCGUUCAAGUUGACAAUCCUCCUGCUAUUCCUUUUCUCUUUGCUUCUUAUCUCCUGUCCACCUUCACCCUUAGACUUGGACAUUGCAUCUUAUCUUCAUACCCAACCUCCUUCCCUUUUCAUCUAGAUGCCAGAAAUGUUGACAUUCUAUUUCACCAUUAUCUAAAGCAUAAUUAGCCAAAUGAUCAGCCAACUUGUUGCCCUCCCUAUGAAUAUGAGUAACUGUGUAAUUGCCCCCAUUCAUUAGUUGCAUCAUUUCCUCUACCUUCUCAGAUAUGAUCCAUGGUGGUUUCCAUAUCCCAUCCAUUAUCUUUUUUAAUACCAUUGAGUCAGUUUGAAGCCAUACAUGAGAGUAUUGUUGAAAUCUGCAGAACUAUGGCUGAGGAAACUAAAAAUCCAGGCAGAGAUAUUCCAAUUGGACUAAUUGGUUCUAUGGUGAUCACAACUUUUUUGUACUGUUUACUAGCCAUUACUUUGUGCCUCAUGCAACCAUAUCAGAAUAUUGAUAUUCAUGCUCCAUUUUCUAUGGCAUUUAAAUCUGUGGGAUGGAACUGGGCACAAUAUAUUGUGGCUGCAGGGGCAUUGAAGGGAAUGACAUCAGUUUUGCUAGUUGGUGUUGUUGGUCAAGCUAGAUAUUUAACUCAUAUUUCAAGAACUCACAUGAUGCCUCCAUGGUUUUCUCAAGUAAAUGACAAGACAGGUACACCAGUCAAUGCUACGGCCGUCAUGUCUUGUGCUACUGCAAUCAUUGCCUUAUUUACGAAACUCGAUAUUCUCUCCAAUCUCCUUUCAAUCUCCACCCUCUUCAUUUUCAUGCUUGUGGCGCUUGCUCUCCUGGUUCGACGUUACUAUGUGAGCGGAGAAACUACAAUAGCAAAUCGCAACAAGCUUAUCGCGUUUCUUUUGAUUAGUCUCGGAUCCUCCAUUGCUAGAGCUACUUAUUGGGGACUAAGUAAACAUGGAUGGAUUGGAUACUGCAUUACUUUGCCAAUUUGGUUAUUAGCAACAAUUGGACUUGGGUAUUUUGUACCUCAUGCUCGUAAUCCAAAGCUUUGGGGUGUCCCACUUGUACCAUGGUUGCCAUCAGCCUCUAUAGCUAUUAACAUUUUCCUUUUAGGGUCAAUUGAUAAGAAAUCGUUCAUAAGGUUUGGUGCAUGGACUGGAUUUCUAUUGGUAUAUUACUUAUUUUUUGGACUUCAUGCUUCCUAUGACACCGCAAAAGAAUUUGAAAGGGGCAGAGGGUGGAAGAAUAUUGAAGAGGGAAGCAAUGGUGUAUAUAGCAAAGAUGCUCCUAUUGCUUCUGGUAAAGAAAUGGUCUCUAAAUAGUAAGGUUUCAAGUUAGUUUCUGUGCUCCAAUCUGAUCAAGAAGGUGUUGGCUACUUGGUUUGUAGCAUGAAGAAUUUUAAUGUCUUAGGCACAAAUAUUUGAAGGGAUUAGUCUUCUUUCUUAAUGUUUAUGAUCAUACUUGAUUUGUGUGGAUAACAAAAUGUUUUCACUGUGUAUGACAUGAUA
Messenger RNA from Nicotiana tabacum (common tobacco), 2023 nucleotides. Its product is annotated as cationic amino acid transporter 1-like. Gene Ontology annotation, molecular function: L-glutamate transmembrane transporter activity; L-lysine transmembrane transporter activity. Gene Ontology annotation, biological process: transmembrane transport; amino acid transport. Gene Ontology annotation, cellular component: plasma membrane. Lineage: Eukaryota; Viridiplantae; Streptophyta; Magnoliopsida; Solanales; Solanaceae. The record is from RefSeq and is a predicted model, not a curated record.